CAGCCAACUUAACGCCAUUGAAAGCAGAAUUUGCAGAAAAAAACUAUUGAAGAUACAUAUUCUGAAAACAAGUGCUUCAACAAACGCAAAUCGCAAACGAACGGCUGCUGAACGGAAAAAAAGGCAGGAAAAGAAACGCGAAUUGAGUGUGCGUGCGUGCGAGUGUGUGUGCGUGUGACUGCAAUGCGACGCUCGCCCGGGUGAUCCGGCUGUGCGCCCAGGUUUCCGUUCCAUUCGUCGCUCGAAAACAAAUACAAACAACGGGCGGGGGAGGCGGAGACAAGGCGGCCAACGAAGGUGCUCCACUUGUCCACGGCGCAAGGAAAUGUUCUCCGGGCCGCACACCAUUAGCUACGGGGGCGGGAUCGGUCUUGGUAGUGGCGGAGGCGGGGCUGGCAGAGGAGUAGGCGGAGGCUCCCAUGGCGGUGGCGCUGGUUCUGGCAUCGGGGGACGAGGGGGAGGUGGGGGCGUGGCCGGGCCGCAGGAUUGCGAUGGCUACGAUUUUACCAAAUGCGAGAAUGCAGCCCGUUGGCGCGGUCUGUUCACGCCCUCGCUGAAGAAGGUGCUGGAGCAAGUGCAUCCACGGGUCACCGCCAAGGAGGACGCUCUUUUGUACGUGGAAAAGCUCUGUCUUCGACUGCUGGCCAUGCUGUGUGCAAAGCCGCUGCCCCAUUCCGUUCAGGACGUGGAGGAGAAGGUGAACAAGUCCUUUCCGGCGCCUCUCGAUCAGUGGGCCCUCAACGAGGCCAAGGAGGUGAUCAACUCGAAGAAACGCAAGUCGGUUCUGCCGACGGAACGGGUGCACACGCUGCUCCAGAAGGAUGUGCUGCAGUACAAGAUCGACAGCUCCGUUUCCGCGUUUUUGGUAGCCGUGCUCGAGCACAUCUCCGCGGACAUCCUCAAGAUGGCCGGCGACUACGUGAUCAAGAUCGCCCACUGCGAGAUCACCAAGGAGGACAUCGAGGUGGUGAUGAACGCCGACGGCGUGCUAAUGGAGAUGCUCAACCAAAGCGAGGCGCACAUCCUGCCCAGCCCCUUGUCGCUACCCGCGCAGCGGGCAAGUGCCACCUACGAAGAGACGGUAAAGGAGCUGAUCCACGAUGAGAAGCAGUACCAGCGCGACCUGCACAUGAUCAUACGCGUUUUUCGCGAGGAGCUGGUGAAGAUCGUCUCGGAUCCCAGGGAGCUAGAGCCGAUAUUCUCCAAUAUCAUGGACAUUUAUGAAGUGACGGUGACGCUGCUUGGCUCCCUGGAGGAUGUGAUUGAGAUGUCCCAGGAGCAGAGUGCACCCUGUGUGGGCAGUUGCUUCGAGGAAUUGGCCGAGGCCGAGGAGUUCGAUGUGUACAAGAAGUACGCUCACGAUGUGACCUCGCAGGCCUCGCGGGACGCACUCAGCAAUCUUUUGUCCAAGCCAGAGGCAGCAUCCUUGACCACAGCUGGUCACGGCUUCCGGGAUGCCGUUAAAUACUAUCUGCCCAAGCUGCUUCUGGUGCCCAUUUGCCAUGCGUUCUUCUACUUCGACUACAUUAAGCAUCUCAAGGAUCUCAGCUCGUCGCAGGACGACAUCGAGAGCUUCGUAUCGGUCCAGGGCCUGCUGCAUCCACUCCACUGCGAUCUCGAGAGGGUUCUAGCAGGUCUUUCCAAGGAGCGGCUGGUACCCGUCAGCGGUCGAGUGCGCCGCCAGCUGGCGAUUGAGCGAACGCGGGAGCUCCAAAUGAAGGUCGAGCACUGGGAGGACAAGGACGUGGGCCAGAACUGCAAUGAAUUUAUUCGCGAGGACUCGCUAAGCAAACUGGGAUCUGGCAAACGAAUCUGGAGCGAACGCAAGGUCUUUCUGUUCGACGGACUCAUGGUGCUGUGCAAGCCAAAGAAGCAAACGCCUUCAGCGGGAGCGACGGCCCACGACUACAGGCUGAAGGAGAAGUUCUUCAUGAGACGUGUGGACAUCAACGACCGACCGGACAGCGAUGAUCUGAAGAACAGCUUCGAGCUGGUACCCAGGAUGCAGCCGGCAAUUGUGCUGACAGCUAAAAAUGCACAGCACAAAAACGAUUGGAUGGCAGACCUGCUGAUGGUGAACACAAAGUCGAUGUUGGACCGACAUUUGGACAGCAUAUUACAAGACAUAGAGCGGAAGCAUCCGCUGCGUAUGCCCAGCCCGGAGAUCUACAAGUUUGCGGUGCCGGACAGCGUUGACAAUAUCGUUCUGGAGGAGCGCGAAAGCGCCGGAGUGCCGAUGAUCAAGGGAGCCACGCUCUGCAAACUGAUCGAGCGCCUCACCUAUCACAUUUACGCCGAUCCGACAUUCGUGCGCACCUUCCUCACCACAUAUCGCUACUUCUGCUCGCCCCAGCAACUGUUGCAGCUGCUGUUGGAGCGCUUCAACAUACCCGAUCCUAGUUUGGUUUACCAGGACACCGGUGCUACAGGAGCGGGAGGAAUCGGCGGCGGCGACAAGGAGCACAAGAACACGCAUCGCGAAGACUGGAAGCGAUAUCGCAAGGAGUACGUGCAACCUGUGCAGUUUCGAGUGCUUAACGUGCUUCGCCAUUGGGUGGAUCACCAUUUCUAUGACUUCGAGAAGGAUCCAAUGCUGCUGGAAAAGCUGAACAACUUUUUGAAUGGCGUGAAUGGCAAAUCGAUGCGCAAAUGGGUGCUCUCCGUGCUGAAGAUUGUUAAGAGAAAGAACGAACAGGAGACAAGCAAUAAGAAGAUUGUAUACGCCUAUGGUCACGAUCCGCCGCCCAUUGAGCAUCACCUCAAUGUCCCCAACGAUGAGAUUACGCUCCUCACCCUGCAUCCUCUGGAACUGGCGCGCCAGCUCACCCUGCUGGAGUUCGAGAUGUACAAGAAUGUGAAGCCAUCGGAGCUCGUCGGUUCGCCCUGGACGAAGAAGGACAAGGAGGUUAAGAGCCCAAAUUUGCUAAAAAUAAUGAAACACACCACCAACGUGACCCGCUGGAUUGAGAAAUCCAUCACUGAGGCGGAGAACUACGAGGAGCGGUUAGCGAUCAUGCAAAGGGCCAUCGAGGUGAUGAUGGUGAUGCUGGAGCUAAACAAUUUCAAUGGGAUCCUCUCGAUUGUCGCGGCCAUGGGCACGGCAUCGGUGUUUCGACUGAAGCUGACAUUCCAGGGAUUGCCAGAACGCUACCGAAAGUUCUUGGACGAAUGCCGCGAGCUCAGUGACGAUCACCUUAAAAAGUAUCAGGAACGAUUGCGAUCUAUCAAUCCGCCUUGUGUGCCAUUUUUCGGUCGCUACCUGACCAACAUACUCCACUUGGAGGAGGGCAAUCCAGAUCUGCUGGCCAACACGGAGCUCAUUAACUUCUCGAAGCGACGGAAAGUGGCCGAGAUCAUUGGCGAAAUUCAACAGUACCAGAACCAGCCAUACUGCCUCAACGAGGAACCUACCAUUCGACAGUUCUUUGAGCAACUGGAUCCGUUUAACGGGCUGUCCGACAAACAGAUGUCCGACUAUCUUUAUAACGAGAGCAUGCGCAUUGAGCCAAGGAACUGCAAGACGGUGCCCAAAUUUCCUCGCAAAUGGCCGCACAUUCCGCUUAAAUCGCCGGGCAUCAAGCCGCGUCGUCAGAAUCAGACGAACAGCAGCAACAAGGUGUCGAACAGCACAUCGUCAGCCGCAGCGGCAGCAUCGUCGACGGCGGCCACAAUAGCGACAGUGGCAGCGCCGUCGGUGCAUUCGGCCAGCACAAUGGAACCGCCGGCGACCUCCAAUGCUGGACCUGGAACACUUGCCGGCGAACAAAGCCCACAGCACAAUCCGCACGCGUUCUCCGUUUUCGCCUCUGUCAUUAUACCCGAAAGGAAUACCAGCAGCUGGAGCGGAACACCGCAGCACACUCGGGCCGAUCAGAACAACGGGGAGGUUUCGGUGCCGGCGCCACACCUCCCAAGGAAGCCGGGCGUUCAUGUCUGGGCCAAUGCCAAUGCGGCUAUGACGGACGUGUUCAGUCCAGCCGGACUGCCGGAGCAUCUUCCACCGCAGUCGCUGCCGGAUAGCAAUCCCUUUGCGUUGGGUAUGUCGGACCCAGAUGCGCCGCUCUCGCCGCUGCCCAAGCUAGUGGUUAGUCCGCGCCACGAAACCGGCAAUCGAUCACCAUUCCAUGUGCAGUACAGCCCAACGCAUAGUAUGUAUUCGGGGACGACUGGAGCUGUUGUGUCCGGGGAGGAGGUCAGUCCGCGAACGGGCGGCUUUUACUACAAUAGCGCCCAUCAGGGACAGCCGGGAGCAGUGCCCAUUUCGCCGCACGUUAACGUACCGACCCCCUCCAACCUGGAAUACAGAGGAGUGCCGCCGCCACUGCCUCCGCGACGCAAGGAGCGCACGGAAAGCUGUGCAGACAUGGCGCAAAAGCGACAAGCGCCAGACGCACCCACAUUGCCCCCGCGUGAUAGCGAACUUAGUGCGCCGCCGAUACCGCCACGGCUCAACAAUUCCAUGGGCGUGAGUUACUUGCGGCACAGUCACGGCAAAAGCAAGGAGUUUGUGGGCAAGAGCAGUCUGCUCCUGCCCAACACCAGCAGUAUUAUGAUACGCCGCAACUCGGCGAUCGAGAAGCGGACAGCGGCAAAUACACAGCAACCGGAGCAGGCCAUUGGCACUACGCUUGUGACGGUCUCGCAGGCGGUGGCCCCGGACGAACAGCCACCGCCAUCGAUCUCGCCACCUUUGAGCUCCUCGACGACCACAUCACCGCUGACACCUGCCGACACCGCGUCCAUGUCCCCGAUCAUUCCCAGCCAUACGGUGGAGAGCACGUCGAGCAGCUAUGCCCACCAACAGCGAUUGCGGCAGCAGCAGCAGACGCAUCCGGCGAUCUACUCGCAACACCAGCAGGGCCCACAUCUGCCGCACCACCAUCACCAGCACCAUUCGAAUCCGACGCAAUCGCGCUCGUCCCCAAAGGAGUUUUUUCCGAUUGCCACGAGCCUCGAGGGCACACCCAAACUUCCACCAAAACCUAGUCUAAGCGCUAACUUCUAUAGCAAUCCAGAUAAAGGUACGAUGUUUCUUUACCCAAGUACAAACCAAGAAUAAUUUAAAUUGCCUGGCGAUGUGAUAGGACAAAAACAAAACUACGAGUAUGAUCUACGUAAGAUUCAAAGUUGAGAGUACUGCCCGCGUGCAGAUAUAUAUGAACGGAACGUGAGAUACAUAUAUAUAUAUAUACGUAGGUACAGUAACGUAUUCUAGUUGGCAUACAUAAAUGCAAAUAUGGACCGAGUUGGAUCUGAUGAAUUUUAUUAUUCGAAACUCAUAAAACAAAACAAAGUACACUCUCAUUUACACAAGAAGCACAGCAUAUACAUACACGCGAAUGCAAACAGACAAAAACCCAACAACAAAUGCGAAAAAGAAAUUAUGUUAUUAUAUAAUUAUUAUUAUAAAUAUUUGUAAAUAUCGAGAACAUUGUAUUGAUCGUAGAACGUAAAACAAUAAAAUAUAACCCUAUUGUUAGACAGUU
Molecule: messenger RNA, 5486 nt
Organism: Drosophila ficusphila
Lineage: Eukaryota; Metazoa; Arthropoda; Insecta; Diptera; Drosophilidae
Gene: Sos
Product: protein son of sevenless
Biological process (GO): Ras protein signal transduction; positive regulation of GTPase activity
Cellular component (GO): plasma membrane
Molecular function (GO): guanyl-nucleotide exchange factor activity; protein heterodimerization activity
Source: RefSeq, a predicted model, not a curated record